Tribolium madens (black flour beetle) is the source of this 1336-nucleotide messenger RNA. RefSeq names its product cell wall protein DAN4-like. The record is from RefSeq and is a predicted model, not a curated record. NCBI's taxonomy places the organism in Eukaryota, Metazoa, Arthropoda, Insecta, Coleoptera, Tenebrionidae. Gene Ontology annotation, molecular function: chitin binding. Gene Ontology annotation, cellular component: extracellular region. The transcript is spliced from 2 exons. Bases 66 to 1310 code for a protein of 414 amino acids.
UCUGAUUGAUGCUAUAAAAAGAAAAUAUUUUCGCAUAGGAAGUUCAAUCUUGUUUAUUUAUCAAAAUGAUCAAGAUCAUUGUUUUUGCUGUGUCUAUCUUUAGUGUUCUAGUUGACAGUACUAACGUGGUAUGUCCUCCUAUUGACCCUCCAGAUCCAGUUUACUUCCCUCAUGAAACGGACUGUAGCAAAUUUUACGAGUGUUCAAAUGGUGUUCCAUAUCUUUUUGACUGUCCAGGAGGACUAGAUUUUAACCCGAAACUAAAUGUUUGCGAUUAUCCAGAACAAGUAGGAUGUAGAGAUAGAACAAGUUCAAUCUUGCCAACUAGAUCUAGUACUACUAGUUCCAACCCGACUACAUCCAGUGCUAUACCAACGAGUUCUAGUAGUCUAAACCCAACUAGUUCUACUACCUAUUCUCCAACUACGUCAACUGCUUGGUCUACUAGUUCUAGUACUUCAAAUCCGACUACAUCAACUGCUAGAUCUACUAGUUCUAGUACUUUAGACCCGACUACGUCAACUGCUAGACCUAGUUCUAGUUCCCAUCCAACAAAUUCAACUGCUAGACCUACUAGUUCUAGCUCUAGUCCGACUAUUUCAACUUCUAGACCAACUAGAUCAACCCACCGUCCGACUACUUCAACUGCGAGACCAACUAGACCAACUAGGCCAACUAGACCAACGAGGCCAACUAAACCAACUAGACCAACUAGGCCAACUAGACCAACUAGACCAACUUGGCCGACUAGACCAACUAAACCAACUAGACCAACGAGGCCAACUAGACCAACUAGACCAACUAGGCCAACUAGGCCAACUAGACCAACUUGGCCAACUUGGCCUACAUGGCCAACUUGGCCCACUUGGCCUACUUGGCCAACUUGGCCAACUAGACCAACUACAUCAACUAGUACUAGUUCGACAACAGACGACAAUUCAUCAAGUAGUUGUGAUUCUAGUUCUAGCGAUUCAUCCGAUUCUAGUAGUUCAAGUUCAUCAAGCGAUUGUAGCAGUUCUAAUGAUUCAAGUAGUUCAAGCGAAUCGGAAGAAAUCAACGUUGUUAAAGAAAAAUUUAACAAAAACGCGCUAAUUAAACUACUCUACGGAAAUGUAGGUAAUCUUGAAGGACAGGAAUGUGCAACUAAUUUUGAUUCGUCAAUGAGAAGAGAUCCUUACGACUGCAGCAAAUAUUUUAACUGCUACAAAGGCAACUAUUUGCUUAAAGAAUGUUACGGUCAUUAUGUAUUUGAUCUAGAAAUUCGUAUUUGUGUUCCUCCAGGUUAUGCCAAGUGCGAAAGGCAAUUGUAAAUCUAUUCAAAAAUAAAAAUAUUUAC